Empidonax traillii (willow flycatcher) is the source of this 5430-nucleotide messenger RNA. RefSeq names its product cell adhesion molecule L1 like (gene CHL1). The transcript has 28 exons. Gene Ontology annotation, biological process: cell-cell adhesion. Gene Ontology annotation, molecular function: protein binding. Lineage: Eukaryota; Metazoa; Chordata; Aves; Passeriformes; Tyrannidae. The coding region runs from base 259 to 3945 and encodes 1228 amino acids. The record is from RefSeq and is a predicted model, not a curated record.
GAGCGAUUAAUUCGGAGCCACCGGGACGGGGCUGCGGAGCCGCUGCUGCCGCGACCCUCCGCCCGCUCCGGGCUCAAGAUGCAGUAAAGUGGGGACAAGCACUCAGAUGUAAAACUACAAACUGACCAUGCACUGAUGAGGAAGCAGCUGCAUGUACUGACUUCCACUUUCACAUCCCUACGUCCUAUUUGAAGUGACUGGGAGAGGAAGCACCAGGUAUCUCUCAUUCUGUUUGGACUCCUUGUUUACAGAAGAGUGAUGGAGAUGCUAUUAAGCACAAAAGGCAUCCCCAUAUGCCUGUUUUUCUUUGUAUUGAGUUUGGCAGCAGCUAUUGAAAUACCAUUAUCAGUUUCACAGCUUCCAACCAUCACGGAGCAAUCCCACACCCAGGUUGCCUACCCCUUUGAUGAGGACUUUACAAUUAAAUGUGAAGCCAGAGGAAACCCGCAGCCCAUCUUUAACUGGACUAAGGAUGGAAAACCGUUUGACUUGUUAUCUGACCCCAGGAUAGUUACAUCCAACAACUCUGGAACUUUUGUGAUUCAAAACCGAGGAAUCAUCAACAAUUUCCAGGGGAAAUAUCGUUGCUUUGCUUCCAAUGUGCUGGGAACUGCCAUGUCAGAAGAAAUUGAGCUAAUUGUUCCAAGUGUACCAAAGUUCCCCAAAGAAAAAAUCGAGCCUCUGGAUGUGGAGCAUGGAGAUUCUGUGAUCUUGCACUGUAACCCCCCAAAAGGCAUCCCACCUUUGCAUAUCUAUUGGAUGAAUAUUGAUUUGCAGCACAUUCCACAAGAUGAAAGGGUCUCCAUGAGCCUUAAGGGAGAUCUGUACUUCGCCAACGUGGAGGAGCAUGACAGUAGAAGCGAUUACUGUUGCUUUGCAGCCUUUCCAAGGCUCAGGACGAUUGUGCAGAAAAUGCCAAUGACGCUGAAGGUUUCCCGUUUAAAGCAUGCUAAUGACUCAGGCUCACCUAACGCUGCUGUUACUAAGGCAAAUUUUAUCAAGGAAAGAAAACCCAAACUGCUGAUCCCUCCUGAAUCUGCUGGCAGCAGCUCAUCAGUCACUGUCAUCAAGGGAGGUGUCCUGCUCCUCGAAUGCAUUGCUGAAGGGCUCCCAACUCCUCAUCUGAGCUGGGUCAAAGUCACUGGAAACAUGCCCAAGGAGGAACCAGAAACAGAGAAUUUUGGGAAGAUCCUGAAGAUAGACCAAGUGACAGCAGCUGAUGAGGGGACGUACCAGUGCACAGCGAGUAACCCCAUGGGGAGGGCGAGGCACGAGUUCCACGUCCACGUGGAAGAGCCUCCCCAGUGGCUGAAGAAGCCCGAAGGCGGUGUCUACAGCGUGGGAACGAACCUGGUGCUGCUGUGUGAGGCGAUUGGCAACCCAGAGCCGAGCAUCCAGUGGAAACUCAACGGGAUGCCCAUCGAUAGCAGGACCUUCCGAGGGAGGAUCUCUACCCGGGAGAUCAGCCUGACCAACCUGCAGCUGCAGGACAGUGCCGUGUUCCAGUGUGAAGCCACCAACAAGCACGGCACCAUCCUGGCCAGUGCCAACGUGAAUGUCCUCAAUAUUGCUCCCUUAAUCCUGACCUCAGACGGGGAGAACUAUGCCACAGUGGUGGGUUACAGUGCCUUCCUGCGCUGCGACAUCUUUGCCUCACCUGCAGCAGAUGUCAGAUGGACCAAGGAUGAGAGCAUAGAGCCCCUCUCAACGUUCCGCUAUGAGUUAAGUAAGAAUGGAACCCUGGAGAUCAAAGACACAAAGAAGGAAGACUCAGGAUCUUAUGCUUGCUGGGCUGCCAAUUCUGUUGGAAAAACAGCAAUCACUGCUAAUUUGGAUAUAAGAGAUGCUACAAAACUUGUUGUUACUCCGAAGAACCCCCGAGUGCUGAAAUCACAUUCAAUUUUAUUGAAAUGUCAGGCUGAGUAUGAUUCCCACUUGAAACACAGUUUUAAAUUAUCCUGGAGGAAAGAUGGAGAUGAGCUGCCAGUCAACAGCACGGAAGGUGGCAGGAUGAUUCUGGACAGGGAUACACUGUUCAUCUCCAGUGUGCUCAUGGAGGAUCAAGGAGUUUACACGUGUGUGGGCAGCACUUCCCUGGACUCCGCCACGGCCGAGUCGCAGCUGAUUGUUCUUGAUGUUCCUGAUCCACCAGAAGACCUUCAGCUCUCUGAACACCAGAACCGAAGCAUUCGACUGUCCUGGAGAGCUGGGUCCAGCCACAACAGCCCUGUUAAUGAGUCCAUCGUAGAGUUUGAAGAGAACCGGUGGGAGCCAGGGAGGUGGCAGGAGCUCACCAGAAUCCCAGGGAAUGACACCACGGCCGUGCUGUCCCUGUCCCCGUACGUGAAUUAUCAGUUCCGUGUCGUGUCUGUGAACGCUGUGGGAAGGAGCCAACCCAGCAAACCGUCCCUGCGCUACUCAACGCCCCCAGCUGCUCCAGACAAGAACCCAGAAAACAUCCGAGUUGAGGCUUCUGAACCCAAUGAAAUGGUGAUGAAAUGGGAGCCACUGAAACCCGUGGAGAGGAACGGGCCGGGGCUGGAGUACAAAGUGAGCUGGAGGCAGCGGGGGGUCAGGACGGACUGGAACGAGGAGACGGUGAAGAAACAUUCCCUGACUGUGAGAAACACUCCCACCUUCGUGCCUUACGAGAUCAAAGUCCAGGCAGUCAACGAUUUAGGAUCCGGCCCCGAACCGAACGUUACCAUCGGAUAUUCGGGAGAGGACUUCCCAGAUGCUGCUCCUUUGGGCGUGUCGGUGGAUGUUGUGAACAGCACACUGGUCAAAGUCUACUGGUUUGGAAUACCAAGGGACAGAGUUCGUGGACAUUUAAGAGGCUAUAAGGUCAGCUGGUGGAAAACAAAAAGCAUUCUGGAUGGAAAGAGGCACCACCCAGAGAAACACUUCCUAACGUUUGUAGGAGACAGGAACUUUGGGAUGAUUCCUGGCCUGGAUCCCUUCAGUGAAUUCCAUUUAACUGUCCUGGCUUACAACUCCAGGGGGGAUGGCCCUGAGAGCUCCCCAGUGACGUUUGAAACUCCAGAAGGAGUCCCUGAACAGCCACGUUUUCUGAGGAUCCUGAAUUUUGACAAGGACUCUGUCACUCUGUCCUGGGGACUUCCCAAGAAAGCCAACGGCCACCUUACCGGCUACAUCUUGCAAUACCAGAUAAUCAACGAGACACACGAGGUGGGCCCCGUGAGCGACGUGGGCCUCACAAACCUCUCCACGCUCAGCUGGAGGCUCUCAGGGCUCAGCCCCAGCACCAAGUACAAGUUCUACGUGAAGGCCUGCACGGCCAAGGGCUGUGGGAAGCCCAUCUCUGAGGAGGGACUCACCAUGGCCCAAGGGAGUAAAGGGGCCGGCAGGAUUUCAGACGCGGUAAAACCCACCCAAAAGUUUCACCCCGUUGAGGCCCUUGAGCCUGGAACUGAGUACACAGUCCGUCUAGUGACUAAGAACUGGGUUGAUAACAAUAGCAUUUUUGAAGAUGUAAUUGAGACAAGGGGGAGAGUUCCCCAAGCCUAUGCUGGAAUUUAUGAUGGGAUUUCCACCCAGGGCUGGUUCAUUGGACUGAUGUGUGCCAUAGCUCUGCUCACCCUGCUGCUGCUCACCAUUUGCUUCGUCAGGAGAAAUAAAGGAGGAAAAUAUUCAGUGAAAGAAAAAGAAGAUUUGCAUCCAGAUCCCGAAGCUCAAUCAAUAAAAGAUGAAAUCUUUGGGGAAUAUAGUGACAGCGAUGAAAAGCCACUGAAAGGCAGCCUCCGGUCACUUAACGGGGACAUUAAAGCCACUGAAAGUGCUGAUAGUCUGGUAGAUUAUGGAGAAGGGGAGCAUGGGAUGUUCAAUGAAGACGGUUCAUUUAUUGGAGCUUAUUCUGGAUCUAAGGAAAAAGGAUCAGUGGAAAGCACUGGGAGCUCUACAGCAACUUUUCCUCUCCACGCCUGAUAUAUUGGCAGGAAUGAUUGGUGUUUAAUUGUGAUAUUUAUCUUGAUCAGCACUCCACAGGUUGCCAAUUGAGCCGGUCAGGACUAACCUGAUACCUAGGUAAUAAAAAAAAAAACCGAGUCACUGCCACUAAAAGAUGAUUUUCCAUCUUAAUUUCUACGUGUUUUCUUCUAAAGGAAACAAAAACAAAGAAUUAUUUGCUAUACAAAAUGUGUUAGUCUUACCAGCCCAGAAUAUCUCGGUGUUCAAUCUGUAUCCUUAACUGCUACUCCAUGUGUUUCUUAGGUUUGGAAUAUGUUUCUCUGUACAGAUAUUUUUUCCUGUAUGGCCACUGUCACUUUGUACAUACAUUUCUGUGUAGAAUUCCCACAGGUAUCGUGGCCUUGGUUAUAACCUAGGAAUUAUAACCCAAGAAAAUCAAAUAAAAAUACUCUUCAAAGUGGCACAAUGAUCCUACUGAGAAAAACACUAAUUUAAAAUACCAGAGAAAUAUAUUCUAUAUAUUGUACAAUUUUUCCUGAAGAGUUAAACUCCUUUGUGUAAGAUACUCUAAAAAUCAUUUUAGUGGUUACAGCUGACUUCAGUUACCAAUACUCAGAAAUGCAGCUUUAUCCACAGCAAAGUGUGGAUGAAGCUGCUGCCCAGUAGCUGGCACUAUUUCCUUAAAUAAGUUAAGCUACAGCAUCUUUCCUGUGGCAAGGCAAAACAGGGUUCCCAUCCCAUCACUCAAAAGUGUUUUAAUUUGUUUUCCCCAGUCUCUGCAAGCUGCAUUUCGAAGCAAAAUACUUGUUGUCUGUCUCAUAUCUGUAUAUUUGUGAGCUAGCAAACAUUUCCUGGAGACGUUGUACAUAUGAUAUUAAUAUUGACACAAGCAAAGAUCAGCCUGGUUUUAUUUUAAAUGGACAUGUUGCUAGCAUGGGUCUGUAUAGCUGUGUAGGAAUGAAUAGAAUUGCUUCUCAAUAUGAGUUUGGACCAGCAUAAACUAGUUUUCAGAAGGAGUUUUGUGUAUUCCAGUCAUCCCACUCUCACACCUUUCCAGUCUCACCUAAACUAGAGCUACCUGACUUUCAAGAGAUCAUUUAUUUUCAAGCUAUUCACUGUUAAAUAAGCAAAAGCAAAAGCAAGGAGAAAAUAUUAUGGUAGAGUUUCUGUUAUAUUUUGUUGACUGAUUGCUGGUUUAAAUUCCUUCCUUUGCCUCUCCAACACUAACCCAGCAAAGCUGUACAGCACAUUUUCUUGGUCUUUUUGUAUUGGAAUCUCCUGAAUCUCUCUAAUAGCAUUUGUACUUUUGAAUCUGCUGAUUUGAGUAGAGUAUCGACGCGGCUUCAUCUCUUCUUGCACUUACAAACGACUGUCACUUCCAUUAGAGUGUUUUUAAACAGUGACUGCAGGAGGAAUAGAUCCUAAAAGCUACUUUGCAUUGUGAUGCUAAUCAGGCAAAUCUCCCCAGUGGCUCCUUCCUGGGCUCCAUGAUUUCAGUGGAAG